GCAAAUAAACUUGGAUCUGAUCAAUUGUGAGCUGGGGAUUCUGUCUGUUUCAUUUAAGACCAGAACUUUACAACCUCUGGGUAGCAGACAGAUAAAGAUAAUUUAAAUUUAUGAACAUUGAUUACAAAAUUACUUACCAAUUUGGUCCUUCGAGCGGAUUUCCAAAAUCUGUCCCUGUCGUCCGAAGAUAACACGCCGAAAACCGUGCACAGGCGGGUCGUUGACCCGUAAAUUCAAGACCUGUCCCCUGAAAUUGGGGUUCAAUAACAGGCCUAAGGUCGACAGAGACGGUGACGGAAUCUCACGAACAUUGCUUUUCCCAGCAUACAAACAAGCUAGCAUGUGGCUCCUGGAGAAGUUCCGUGGCCCUCACAAUGGUCACUCUGCAUCGGCAGGGGACAAGCAGCAGAACCCGACUGGCCCCGUCUCCGUCUAUAACAACAUCAUCACCCCUGAUAAGAUCCCUGACUUCUUCAUCCCCCCCAAACUCAUCUGCUGCCCUUCAGAGGCAGAGUGCCUAACUCCGGAGACCCAGCCCCGCUCUACUCUGUGCCCCUCUGCCUCGGAGCACACCAUCUGUAGCCAAACCCAGGGCAACUGCACCAGGAACCCCCGCAGCCCACGUCUGCUCUCCCGGCUGACUGGGGACACCCGCAGCCUCUUGAGGGCCGCUAACCGCCACGUCAUCCAGAUAGAGAGCGCUGACGACCCGGGGAGCGAGGUAGGGGAGGGGGGAGACCCUAACACCAAUGCAGACCCCCAGUCCCAGACAGCCAUGUCCCUGCCUUACGUCCCCAAAGCCCAGACCUCGUACGGUUUCUCCACGCUGGUGGAGAGCCCCCACACCCGCCGCAAGGAGUCCCUGUUCCACAGCAACCCCAACAGCCCCCACACCUCCCCGGGCUCCCAGAGACGCACCCAGGGUGGGAACCACCUGACCCCCUCCGACCCCAACCCCUACCGCUAUUUCAGCGGGGGUGAGAGCGACACGUGCUCCUCAGCCGAGUCCUCCCCCUUUACCUCCCCUCUCCUCACCCGCUCUGCCUCCCUCCUCCGAUCCAUCACCCAGGAGACGCAGGCCAAGGUGUCUCGUGCCAAGCGUACCCUGGCGCGCCACAGCUCCCUGUCCACAGACGAGUGCAGCUCAGCCGACAACAGCCCCAACCUGACACGCCGCCGCCUGCGCUGCCCUCCCUCCCCCGCCUUCCGCGGACGCAAGGGGACCGGCUCCGGGGGGGCAAGUUCAGACCUCCAGCGUGAGCACUCGGUCAACCUCCACAAGGGCGGCACGCUGAGAAUCAGCAUGCACUACGACGCCGAAACGGCCCGGCUGAGGGUCCGAGUGCUCGCCGCCGAGGACCUGUAUGACAAACAGACGGACGUGAAGAGCAUCAACUGCUGCGUGUCUCUGUACCUGAACCCGGGCAAGCAGCAGAAGCAGAGGAGCACUAUCAUCAAGAACAGCAGGAACCCCGUGUUCAACGAGGACUUCUUCUUUGACGCGGUGCCCGUCACCCAGGUCAAGAGCCUGGCCAUGAAGAUGAAGGUGGUGAACAAGGGGACCAGUCUGAAGAGAGACCUGCUGCUGGGGGAGAGGGAGGUGCUGCUCAGCGACCUGCUGCCAGGCUUCUAGGGACACAAACAUGCUCCCUCCGCUGGUUAUCUCCCUUAUCACUCUUCACUCGUUUACCCCAUUUGCCUGAUCUGAUAGGGAAUCAAUUAUGGUGGGCACUAAGUAGAGCUAUUGCUUCACAGUUCAACUACCAUAGGUUAUCUACCACAGUUCACCUACCACAGCUCACCUACCACAGUUAACCUACCACAGCAGACCUACCACAGCGCAUUUACCACAGCACACCUAACACAGUUCACCUACCACACCACACCACAGCACCCCUACCACAACAUACCUACCACACCACAGCACACCUACUACACCGCACCUACCACAGUACCCCUACCACACCACAGCAGCUACCACACCUAACACAGCCCCCUACCACACCACAGCACCCCUACCAUAGCUCACCUACCACAGCUCACCUACCACAGUUCAACUUCCACAGUUCACCUAACACAGCCCCUACCACACCACAGCCCCCUACCAUAGCUCACCUACCACAGUACCCCUACCACACCACAGCACCUACCACACCUUCACCUACACAGCCCCCUACCACACCACAGCCCCCCUACCACAGUUCACCUACCACAGUUCACCUACCACAGUUCACCUACCAUAGCUCACCUACCACAGUUCACCUACUACCCAGUCAAGUCAGAUCUGUGAAGGGGAUUGAACAAGAACAAAGGGGAGCAGACAACUUGUUGGAAUGAAAUGCGGCCGGGCUGUUACUUCUGUCUGGAUUGACUGAGAUUGACUGAGAUCAAACCCUGUGGUGGAGCGCUUUAGUGAAAUUGGUCACCUUGGAGACCAGCAUGUAGCAGAUCAGAGUGAGGAGAUGUGUGUGUGUGUGUGUGUGUGUGUGUGGGGGGGGUUCUCCACAUUGUGGGUUUGAUUUCAUUCUACCAUCACAUUAUCUUACCUAUUGACAGCAGUAGUAAAGCUAUGUUUUUCUUGCUACAUCUCCCCUCUUCAUGUUGUAUUGCUGAACUGUCUUUAUUGAUUCACUUGAGGGUAUAUUCAUAUUGUGUUAUUCAGUACAUGUGCAGUAGCUGGGUUCCAUAUCAGUAGUGAGGAAGCUGGAUGAUACUGGUGUGAGUUGUUAACAGUAUAUUUUGUAAUUAUUCUGUACUUUUACCAGAAUGUCAUUUUGCAUGCUCUUUGUUCUUAAACACAUUUAUCAUGAUCAAUGGAAGAUUCCUUAGUUUUAAUUAAGAGCUGUAAAAUCAGAAUCAGUGUUAGAUUGAACAUAUGGAUAUGAUUGAUGUUUGUGUGACACGUUGACUUCUAUCUAUUAAAAAGGUCUAGCUCUUC
This is a messenger RNA of Oncorhynchus tshawytscha (Chinook salmon), 2938 nucleotides long. RefSeq names its product C2 calcium-dependent domain-containing protein 4C. The transcript is spliced from 3 exons. The coding region runs from base 341 to 1633 and encodes 430 amino acids. The record is from RefSeq and is a predicted model, not a curated record. Lineage: Eukaryota; Metazoa; Chordata; Actinopteri; Salmoniformes; Salmonidae.